Molecule: messenger RNA, 1335 nt
Organism: Dracunculus medinensis (Guinea worm)
Lineage: Eukaryota; Metazoa; Nematoda; Chromadorea; Rhabditida; Dracunculidae
Source: the annotation of a GenBank genome assembly
AUGGUGACAGAACGAGGUGACGAAAAUUUUUUGGCAAAACUUGGUGAAAGUUGCACGGAAAAUGAUGGGAAAAGGUCGAUUUCACCAAUCAACGACUUGGCUAAAGCCAAUCAGUCGAUCGCUCAAGCCUUUGGUUACAAAGCUCAACCAUCGUUGUCUGAUGCAAAUCGCUUUAAUCGAGAACGAGGCAUGGAAAUUGUUAAUAUGGCUAGCAAAUACGAAGCAUUAGUGUAUUAUAAACGUAAGGACCCAUCGAAUUAUGGCUUAAAUUCGGAUGCGUGCUUAUCACUACGACGAUCAGUGGUAGCAAGAAAUAUGAAUAAAGUUCAGAACAUCGACUCUGGCUCCAUUUAUGAUAUCAAUUCGAUACAUGUCAGUCCAGUCGUUGAAGGCAUUAGUGGUGAAACAAUUGACAAUAUUAAUUUACUAGGUAUUCUUAAAGAUGGAUCCGUUGAAAACAUCGUACGCGAAGAUGAUAAACCAUCAAACGAUCUUCUUAAAUUCUUACAAGAAUGCCGUGAGUCAACAUCGACAGAUGGCCUUGUUAGUGGUACUCCUAUCCCAAUUACUAAUCAACAAAAGAAGGAACGCGCAAUGUUUGUUUGUCAAACGGCCGAAAAAUUCGAAGUAUUCGAGAGUAAUUCGAGGUCAUAUCAAAUGAACGCUGAAAGAAAUGAGCUUUGGAAGAAGAUUGCUGCUUUAACGAAUGAGAAAUACGGUGCUGAAUUGGGAAAUUUAACCGUUGAACAAAUCAAAAAGCUUUGUGCUAAUUAUAAGAGAAAAUAUCCGUCAACUUUUGGAAGUGCACUAAAAUCAGUAAAAAUGGAGGACGAAACAGUUGGCCAAACUGAAUAUAGUAGUGUGCAAAGUCCACAAAUUGAUUUCGAUUCUGAAUCUUCUUCGACAUCAGAUUUCCUUUCACGUAUUACAUCGACAACUUCAUGUCGAAUAACAAAGAAUUUAUCCGAAGGCGCGAAUGAUUUAAUAGGAUCCUUAAUUUUGGGAAAAAAUAGCGAUGCUAGAUGCCGGUUUGGUAGUCAUUCGGAUAGUACCUUUAAUGCAUCAACAGGGGAACCAUCCUAUAUCGAACUUUUAGCUUUAAUCUCUAGUCGUGACGAUGAAAUUGCGCAGCUGAAACGUAAACUUGAACAGCAGUCAAUUGAACACAAAAUCCAUAUUUCUCGACUUUUUGAUAAAAUGUCAGCCGUAAUCAAAGAAGCUUUAAGCGACUGUGUUCGAAAUGAAUUAUUGCACACGUUGAAUGGUUCUCUUUCAGUCGUUAAUAGUGAUAAUAAUAUGAUAAGUAAUAAUACUGAUGAUGAUGAAAUUCCAUGA